AUGGGUAGUGAAAUGCCAGACUAUGUAGAUGGUAUUGAUGGCUAUGUUGAUAAUCCAAUCCAAAGACGUCGUUUACUUGUACGUGAUCUAAAUGAAUGUUUAAUGUGUACUUUGUGUGAUGGUUAUUUAAUUGAUGCAACUGUUAUUACAAUAUGUUUACAUACAUUUUGUCGUUCAUGUAUUGUACGAUAUUUAGAAUCAAGUCAUUAUUGUCCUACAUGUGAUAUUCAAGUACAUAAAAGUAAACCAUUAACACAAUUACGAACUGAUAAAAGUUUACAAUUAUUAUUAUAUAAAUUAAUACCAUCUGUAUAUCAAAAUGAAGUAAAACGACGAGCUGACUUCUAUUCAAAUGCACGUGCAUCAAGUAGUUGUUCUGAGGAUAGUAUAUUAACUGAUUCUGAAGCACAUGAACAAUCGGUAUUAUCACACAUAAACGAUGACAACCACACUGAAUUCUUUUCACCAGAUGAUUCAAUAUCGCUUAGUCUAGAAUAUUAUAACGAUAAUGAUGAUAUUGAUAAUGAAUAUAAUAAUACAACCUCAUCAUCAUCACUAGUAAAUAUUGAAAAAACCGAUAAUCUAAUGCAAAAUGGUGAUGCUGAUAAUCAAUGUGAUAAUACUGAUAAUUCUACCUUAUCAUUAUCACCAACAAAAACAAUAUCUAAACGUGAAAGUGAUAUUAAAGAUAUUAUUGAUAGUCAUAUGCAAAAUGGUGAUAAUUCUACGACUGAUAAUGUUGAUACUGAUAAAUCUUCAAAUGAAGUAUCAAAUACAGAAUUGUUAUCAUCGACAUCAACGUCUGAUAAUAAUGAGAAUAUUGUGCAUAAACGAUACCUACAAUGUCCGGCCGGUGUUAAUAUUAAACAUUUAACAAAGUUUAUACGCAUGAAAUAUGGUUUAUCCUUUCAACACCGAGUUGAUAUAAUUUAUGAAGAUGAAAUUUUGCCUAAAAAUUUUACUUUAAUGGAUGUGGCCUAUUCAUUUAAAUGGAAUCGGAGUAAUCCAAUGCGUUUCAUGUAUCGCAUAUUUGAAUCAACUAAAAUGCCAUUAUUAAAAUCAAUAUACCGACAACAAGAUGUCAACAUUACUAAUCUCAAUAACAAUCACGAUAACCAUAACAAUAAUAACCGUCCAAAAACACCGGAUACAUCUACCACGAACAAUGGCACAACAUCAGAUUCUAAUUCUUCUUCUAAAAAUACAUCCCCAUCGACAACAAUUGAUAAUAAAUCUACUACUAACAAUCAUACAACAAAACUUCCGCAAUCGAAAACCAAUAGUAAUAAUGCGGUUGAAAAAUUAUCCACAAAUCGAUUGCAAAAACACAAAGACACAAAUCAAAUUAAAAAACAACAAAAGCAUGUCGAUAUUGAUGAAAUCACUGUUAGUGAUAAUACAGAUAAUGAUAAUAGUGAAAAAAAUGAUAAUGUCGAUCGAUUACAUCCUAAUAAUAUUGAUAAUACAGAUCAAAUAGAAAAAAAUGAAUCACCAACGUUACAGCAAUCUACAAACGAUAAUGAUAAAUCUGAAAAUGAUAAUAACAUUGAUAAUGAUGAACAUGAACGAAUUUUACGUGAAAAAGAACGUGAAAUACAGGAAUUUGCCAAAAAACGUGACCUAGAAUGGGCAAAUUUAAUGCGUCAAACUAAUAAUAACGAUGCAACAAAUAAUACUGAUAAUAUUGGUAAUGAUAAUGCUAAAGAAGACGAUGAUGAUGAAGAAAUACCAAUAAUUAUAAAGAAAAACAAAAAACAGUCAGCAUUAUCAAUAACACCAACAAAGAAACGUAAAAAAUCAAAACAUUCAAAACAUUUAGGUAAUUAUUCAUCAAAACGACGUAAAUUACAUCAUCAUCAUCAUCACCAUUAUCAGGAACAAGAACAGAAUGAUGAGGAAACACCAACAAUAGAGGAAAAUAACAAAAAUACAGAUAUAUUAAAAUUAAAAGUAAAAUUAACACCAACCAUACAUAAAAUAUCACCAACAAUAACCACAGAAUUAUCAACAAAAGAACGUUUAUUACAAAUGCGACAAGUACGGCAUAAAAUAACUAAAAAUAAUUCUAAUGAAAUUCAACAACAGAAAAAAGUACGUUUUAAUGAAGAUAACAAUCAAAUACAACAGAAAAUAACAGCAACAAAUAACAAUAGUAAUAAAUGUAAUACAGUUGUUCCAAAUUUAGUUGCACCAAAAUCAUUUACAGUUACAAUGAAUACAACGAAUAACAAUAACAGCAAUGAAACAACAAAUAAAAAACAAAUUAUGUUAAUUAAUCCAAAUAACAAUACAACAACAGCAACAACGACACCAAUUCCAAUAAAAACAACAACACCGACAACAACACUAAGUAAUAACAUGAAUAGUGGGAAAAUUACACAACAAAUAAAACAGCAACAAAAUUUAAAAAAUACUACAACAAGUGCAACAAGUAAUGCGAAUAGUGUUGGUGGAACGAUAACAACAACUGGUGUUAAUAGCGGUAUGGAAACAACAACAAUGACAUCAUUGAUAAAACAACAACAACAACAAAAUGGUAUAGUUAAUAACAAGAAUAAGAUUGAUAAUUUUGGUGCAUUAGAUUUAUCACGAAAAUCACCAGAAACAACACCAAAAUCAACAGAAAACAACAAUAAACAACAAAUUAAAAUCGAAGAUGUACAAAAGAUUGUUCAAAAUAAACAACAUUUAACAAAUUUACAUAUGUUAUCUGAAUCUGCUGUCCAUAUACGUGAUUUAAUGGUAUCAGCACAAAAUCGUAAUAUGACAUCAUCACAGAAUUCACCCACAUCAGUAACGAUCAAAAAUAAUAGUAAACAAUUAAUUCAAACAAAAAAAGAUUAUAAUACAAUGUUAACGAAUGUUUUAUCACAACAAAAACAAUUAAAGAGUGUGUCACCAUCCGGGAAUAAUUCGAAUAAUUCAAGUAGUCCUGGUGGAAUCAAUAAAAUUAAUAAUAUAAUAAAUAAAAAAACCAAUGAAAUAAAAACGUCUACAAAUCAUAUGAUGGUAACUGGUACUACGCUAUCGCCGUCCUCACCACGACCACCUGGUGUUGGAAUUAACUCCAACAAUACAACGUUACGUAUACCAGCAUUACAAAAUCAUAAUAAAUUAUUACAAAUGCGUAAUUUACAAAAGUUACCACCAAAGUUACAAGAAAUAUCAAAAAGUCCGUCAAAUACUUCCACCACAUCAACAGCACAUUCUUUUCCGAAUCAAAUACGCCCAAAUCAAACUGUACGUAAUAUACCAAAUCCAAGUGCAGCGUUGUUAGCAAGACAUCAUGCUCAAGCUGUACAAGCGAUGAAUAAUAAUAGUUCCUCUUCAACGGUUGCUUCUAAUACCACAUCAAUUUCCACAACACCUUCAUCCUCUGCACCUAUUGUUUCGAAUGCUUUGUCACAAACUACUUCAAAAUUAUCCACUUCAACAUCCUCAACAACUGGUACAAUAGCACAAGGUACAGUUACGCCAUCAUUAACGUCUGAAGUAAAGAUAUCAGCACCCAGUGAAAAUAAGAAGAUUUAUGAUCUGAAAACCCCAUUGAAAAAUGGUACGACACAAAAUCCAACGGUAAAAAUAACACAAUGUGAUUUUUCACGAUCAACUACAUUGACUGGUGUUGUGAAUACUGCAUCGGUUAGUGCUACUGCUACAACCUCUGUUGUAGCUUCAACAGCUACUCCCACGACCACAAUAGCAUCGUCAUCGGUGACGGCGAAUGUAACGACGACAGAGGUAAGUGCAACUAAGAAAAUUGAUUCAAUUAUU
This is a messenger RNA of Chrysoperla carnea, 3774 nucleotides long. RefSeq lists its product as uncharacterized. The record is from RefSeq and is a predicted model, not a curated record. The transcript has 10 exons. NCBI's taxonomy places the organism in Eukaryota, Metazoa, Arthropoda, Insecta, Neuroptera, Chrysopidae. Gene Ontology annotation, molecular function: promoter-specific chromatin binding. The annotation marks the transcript as partial. Gene Ontology annotation, cellular component: PRC1 complex. Gene Ontology annotation, biological process: negative regulation of transcription by RNA polymerase II.